CACACAGCAGACACAAGUUGGGGAACGGCAACCUUCCACACCGGCUUUCUGAGUGCUCAAAACAGCGGGACACACCUGGUUUUCUGCAUGCCUGCCUGCCUGCCGACAUGUCAACUAUCAGUCCUGAAUAUGACUACUUGUUUAAGCUGCUGCUGAUUGGCGAUUCUGGAGUUGGGAAGUCAUGCCUCCUGCUCCGUUUUGCGGAUGACACCUACACAGACAGUUACAUCAGCACCAUCGGCGUGGACUUCAAAAUCCGGACAAUAGAGUUGGAGGGAAGGACCAUUAAGCUGCAGAUUUGGGAUACUGCAGGACAGGAGCGCUUCCGAACAAUCACGUCCAGCUAUUAUCGAGGUGCGCAUGGCAUCAUCAUUGUAUACGAUGUGACAGACCAGGAUUCCUUCAACAACAUGCAUCUAUGGCUGGAAGAAAUCAACCGCUAUGCCAGCGAGAACGUCAACAAGUUGAUUGUGGGAAACAAGAGCGACCUCACGAGCAAGAAAGCAGUGGAUUACACUACAGCCAAGGAAUACGCAGACUCCCUCGGGGUGCCCUUCCUGGAGACGAGUGCGAAAAACGCCACCAACGUCGAACAGGCCUUCCUCACCAUGGCGGCAGAGAUCAAGAACCGGGUGAGCAGCGGCCCCACCCAGAACGACAGCCAUAAGUCCAACCUCCACAUCCAGAGCGGCCCCCUGAGGCAAGAAGGGCCUGGUGGCCAGGGAGAAGAUGGCGGAGGAGGCUGUUGCUAGGGGAGCAGCCACCCAACGAGCGAAGGAGUG
Lacerta agilis (Sand lizard) is the source of this 782-nucleotide messenger RNA. Its product is annotated as ras-related protein ORAB-1-like. Gene Ontology annotation, molecular function: GTPase activity; GTP binding. The coding region runs from base 108 to 752 and encodes 214 amino acids. The record is from RefSeq and is a predicted model, not a curated record. Lineage: Eukaryota; Metazoa; Chordata; Lepidosauria; Squamata; Lacertidae. The transcript is spliced from 6 exons.